This is a messenger RNA of Doryrhamphus excisus (bluestripe pipefish), 2335 nucleotides long. Lineage: Eukaryota; Metazoa; Chordata; Actinopteri; Syngnathiformes; Syngnathidae. The record is from RefSeq and is a predicted model, not a curated record.
AAAGUGAACACGACGAUUAGGGACACAAAGAAAGAGUUCAACAUGGGCAAGGAGGCGCAGACGGCGGCCGACAUCCGCAAGAAACUUGUGGUGGUCGGGGACGGAGCGUGCGGGAAGACAUGUCUCCUGAUCCUCUUCAGCAAGGACGAGUUUCCGGAAGUGUACGUCCCCACCGUUUUCGAGACGUACGUGGCGGACAUCGAGGUGGACAACAAGCAAGUCCAGCUGGCCUUGUGGGACACCGCCGGUCAGGAGGACUACGACCGCCUACGCCCUCUCUCCUACCCGGACACGGAUGUCAUUCUAAUGUGCUUCUCCGUGGACAGCCCGGAUUCGUUGGAAAACAUCCCGGAAAAGUGGGUCCCCGAGGUGAAGCACUUCUGCCCCAACGUUCCUAUCAUUCUGGUGGCGAACAAGAAGGAUCUGCGUAACGACGAGCACGUCAAGAACGAGCUGUCCCGGUUGAAGCUGGAGCCGGUGCGGCCUGAGGACGGCCGCGCCAUGGCGGCGCGUAUCGGUGCUUAUGACUAUUUGGAGUGCUCCGCCAAGACGAAAGAGGGCAUUUGGGAGGUGUUCGAAACCGCCACACGGGCAGCCCUACAGAAAAAAAAGUCCCAAAAGGCUGGUUGUCUACAAUGUUGCGUUUUGAUGUGACUCUUUCCACCAAAUACCCGCCUCGCCAAGGCCUAGUCAGGCAGUGUUUUGGACACAUAUGAUCCUCGUCUGAUUUGUUUUUGGACAUUGAAUCGGACUCAUGAUUGUGACUGUCUCAAAACAUAUCUUUUGCCUUAAAACUUCCCAGUCUAGAGACUGCAUUUAGACCACUGCCUUUCUGCCAUUUUUAAAGCAGUAACUUUUGCACUUGUUAUUUAUGUCCAUUGGGUAAGUUAAGGCAGUUGGGAGGUGUUGUUACCCAAUGGAGUUUGGCACAAAAACAUGCCACCAGCACAUAUUUCUGUGAUGGACUAUGGUGAAAAAUGACACUUAAGCAAUUAAUUGAUUAUUUAUAUUCAUUUUUUAAGGCCACGAUAUUUGUAUUGCAAAAAUCAUUUGUGGUUUGUCUUUUUUUUCUUACCGUAUACCUAUCACCUUUUUAAAAGUUACAUCUUUUGCUUUGCAGGUACUGUUUUCCUUCCUCUGCCUGACAUCACAUUUUAUCUGCGAACACGUGGCUUGCACUUGCAUGUAACUUACUUGAGUAUGAGGUGAGUUAAACAGUAUUUCAUCAAAAAUAAGAAGGCUGAUUUUUGCUGUCUGCAGCCGAUUAGUGUGCAACAAUCAGGCUCAAUUAAAAAUCAGUGAUCGAUGAUGCCCAUUGGAUGAAUGAAAUUCAGUUUACAAAUGUACAGUAUGUGUUUCUAUCCCUUGACUUUAAAUGUCAAUUUAUCAGUGAAAUUAGGCUACAAAAACCUUAUUUUGCAGCUCAGUGCCAAUUUUGAAUAAUAUAGAGGUAUAUAUUUCCAUCUUAAUCAGGUACAUUUAAGCACAUAAUCGUUGUCACUGGUAACCUGUGAGGUGUUUUGGGAGGAAGCGGAAGAGAUUCAGUGUCGAAUCUUAAGUUGUAUAGUACAAGGGAUUUUAAUGUAAUGGCGAGAAUACAAGACGACUUUAUCCUGGGCAAUAUGGUAUGCUCUGUCACAGUCAAUCACUUAUGUGGAAUUAAGCCAUUUGAUGGCUAUCAUGACAUUAGACCCAGAUUGUUUAGUAGGGGUGUUGGUUAUCAACAUGAAGUAACUUGUUAAAGGUAUACCUGGUGUAAAACCACCAAACUGUCAGCACAAUGACUGUGAAUGUAUUGCCUCAUUUUGGAAAGAAAAAACAAUCUGAUGUGCUCACUGUGCCUUUACCUGACAAAGGGGUGCUUCUGUCUUUAAUUUUUUUAAAAGAGAGUAUUAAAACCCAAUACUGCCUAUAGAAAUCAUUGUCAAAUUAAUGUUUGGAAGAGUAUCUUUCAAAAUUACAAUGAUGUAAAAGGCACAUUCCUCCCUGCCAUUCGUUGCCGGGCUUUUUUUUUUUUUUGCUGACUUCCAGGACAGGAAUGCAUUGUGCUGGACCGCCUGAUUAUUCCCACACUGGCUCCCCUCUUGUGUCCCUAAUUGUCAGUAUAUUUAAAUUGAUGGGUCUUACUCAGAUGGUGUACUUUUCUACAAUGUGCUGAGAAAAUGUGCUGAAUGUGCCAACUAAUCUAUUAGUGGUAUAGGCCACCAAUGUAUGUUACAUUGAUGUUUCAUAAUGCAUAUAUUUUUAAUGGAAUAUUGGGAGCAGCUUGUUUUUUGUCAACAAAGAUACAGAACCUUUUUUGGAUGAAAUUAAUAAUAAAAAAAAAUGACGUCAA